AUGGCUCCUUCCUCAAAGCAGCACUGGCUCCCUGUUAUCUGCAGGCAGGUACAAGGCACGGACGCCAGGAGGCCAAUGCCAGGCAAGUACCUACCUGUACAAGCAGGGCAGGCGGAAAUCGCCUCCGCCAACUUGGAAAAACCAUCACCACGAACCACAUUCCUGGCAUCGAAAGUGGCGAAGAAGAAUUCAUCGGCUCGGCGAGGUGGAACCCAGGCCGACGGAAAAUCUUGUUUGGAUUUGCCAUUUACCUACCGACCGUCGCAGGUGCAGGCGCCGGUGCUGCACGCUGCCUCUGCUGGCGACAAGUCAAGUCAGUCCAAUGCUGCCAGCUACGACCAGUCCAGGUACCGCUACCUGUACUCACUACUCACUGCACCGUGCGAUGCAAAACUGGUAUUAGCAACGGGCGACGAUGGGGCUGCUGCCAUGGGUGUCCAGCGCACCGGAGCCUGGCGCGGGGUCUGUCCAUUUUCCGCCCCAAGCACGCUGGGAAACACGACGCCAACGACGCAAGAGGGUCCAGACAAUGGCCUGUGGUUGGGCGAGCAGAGUUUCGGACCCAGCACGCUGGGAGGAUGGUGUGCGGGAAGCGUGUUACGGGAGCUGCCAGCGGGAACACCAGUCUUUGACUCCCGUCAAUCCGCACCCAGCCCGUCGGGUCCAAGCAGCGGCGGUCGGGCUUUGCGCCAGACAGAUGGCACUCCGCCAAGAUGGACAGGAUGCAUCCAUCCAGACACCUACAGUAGCGCGCUGCAGCACGUCCUGCGUCUGUGA
Messenger RNA from Trichoderma virens Gv29-8, 777 nucleotides. RefSeq lists its product as uncharacterized. Lineage: Eukaryota; Fungi; Ascomycota; Sordariomycetes; Hypocreales; Hypocreaceae. The record is from RefSeq and is a predicted model, not a curated record. The coding region runs from base 1 to 777 and encodes 258 amino acids. The transcript is spliced from 2 exons.